AUGACUGAGCUGGAGAAAGCUGAAGAGGCUAUUAAAAGCCAUGAAGAUGCAUCAAAAAUUGUUGAACUGAAAAUGAAAAAAUCUCGGUGUAAAGCAAAAUUCACACGAACAAAAAACAAAUUAAUAGAUGAGAUGAAUGAUGAAACACCGGACACAGAUCUAAUGAAAGAAUUAAUAGACAAAUUAGAGACUGCAAUGGAUGGUGCCACGGAGGCAAUAGAAGAAGUAUGUAAUGAAUACAAAUUGCAAGCGAAAACAAAAGAAAUGGUUUCUACUAUGUCGGAAGUUGAAGCUAUUGAAAAAGAGUACGAUAAAGUUAUAAAGGACUAUCAUGCCUUGCAGAAUGCAGGUGAAGACACAGGUGAUAAAAAGCAACUAGAUUUAGACUUAACACGCCAGAUGAAAAGAGUCGCGAUACCAGUAUUUCAUGGAAAUAAGCAAGAUUUUCCGUUUUGGGUUGCAGCGUUCAGUGCUUGCAUUGACAGUACAGAUGCAUCACCGGAAUAUAAAUUUUUACAAAUGCGACAGUACUUGAAAGGAGAAGCCUUGAAAACGGUAGAAGGCUUAGGACAUUCAGAAGUAGCCUAUGAAAAAGCAAAAGAAAGGCUUGAAAGAAAAUAUGGAGGCACAAGGAGAAGAAUCGCGCUAUUUAUGGAGGAAUUAGAAAAUUUCCCACCUAUGAAAGUUGAAAAUGCUAAAGAGAUUGAAAAAUUUGCGGACAUUUUAGACAUUGCCAUAAUAAAUAUGAAAGAAGAAAAUUAUGGAGAUAUAAAUGAUGGAGCACUGUACAUGCGUGUUCAAAAGAAAAUGCCAGAAACUUUGUUAGCGAGAUACCAUAGGUGGAUAGGAAGUUCAGGAAAGAAAGAAUCACUUGAACAGUUAAAGGAUUGGGUGAUUCAAGAAAGUCAGUACCUUACUAUUGCUUCAGAAACAAUUCAUGGACUUAGGUCAGAAAACGAGAGAAAAUACUCACCGAAAUCAAGUGCUAGAACACGAUCGUACUAUGCUAAUCCACAAAUAGAGAAAAAGAAGAAAAUCUGUGGGGUAUGUGACAAUGAACAUGAGACACACCAAUGUGAAAAAUUUAAAGCUAUGGAUGUUCCAAGUCGUUGGGCGAUGGCAAAGGAAAAACACCUAUGUUUUCGAUGUUUACGGAACAAUCAUAGAGGAAAUGAAUGUCGUCUAUACCGAAAAUGUAACAUAGACGGGUGUGUGAAAACACAUGAUAAACUUUUGCACUCCACCAAUGACCAAUCAAAACAGGGCUUUAGUUUGAAUGUAAAUGCACAAGAAUUUACUUCAGGUACAAACACAGAUGAACAAGCAUUUACCAGCAGACAAGCAAAUAGUAAAAUUGCUUUGAGAACAGUUCCAGUAAUUAUAUCAACUGAAAUGCGAACAUUGAAAAUUAAUGCAUUAUUAGAUGAUGGAAGUUCUAAAACUUACAUAAAUGAAGAUGUUGCAUAUGAGUUAGGUUUAGAUGGAGAGUCGGAAACCGUGAAAGUUAAUUUGUUAAAUGGUAGGACAGAGAGUUUUUCGACUAAAACAGUAGCAUUUUGUAUUGAAAGUGAAAAUAGACAGCUAAAAAUGACCAUAGAAGCAAACACUACUAAAAAUGUAACUGGAUCGUUGAAAGCAGUUAACUGGAAUGAACAUUGCGGAAGUUGGGAUCACUUGAAGGGAAUACCAUUUCCAAACAGUAAAGUAGAUUUACUGAUCGGCAUCGAUUAUUCAGAUUUGCACAGGUCAUUGAAUGAAAUUAAGGGAGCGCCAGGAGAACCUAUCGCAAGAUUAACGCCACUAGGCUGGACAUGCGUGGGACCAGUCGUAUCGCAAAGUAUUGAAGAAGAUAAAAAUUUCUUCACAUUUUUCGGUAGCACAUUAGAUGAAACAAUUAAGCAGUUUUGGGAAAUAGAACAUGUAAAAGUGGACAAACCGGAACUGUCACAAGAAGAAAAUGUUGCUCUUGGAAAAGCGAAAGAUACAACAGAGUAUACAGAAAAAAUGUAUGAAAUAGGAAUACCAUGGAAAGAGAAUAAUGUCGAGUUGCCGAACAAUUAUGACAUGGCAUUGACUCGUUUACAGAACACUGAAAGAAGGCUCGAUAAAAACCCAACAGUUAGCAAGGCAUACAGUGAGAUAAUUAAGAGCUAUGGAGAGAAAGGGUACAUUACAAAGAUAACUGAAACUGUGCCUCAAAAUAGCCAGUCAUGGUAUUUACCACAUUUCCCAGUAAUUAGACCUGAAAAGGAAACAACAAAAGUACGUAUCGUGUUUGACGCUUCCGCGAAGUAUCAGAAUGUAUGUCUGAAUGAUGUAGUCUACGCUGGACCAAAACUGCAGACUGAAUUGUUUGAUGUUCUUCUCCGUUUUCGAAAGAAGCCAGUGGCUAUUGUUUGCGAUAUAGCAGAAAUGUAUCUUCGAGUCGGUAUCCUUGAAACUGAUAGACGUUUCCAUCGAUUUCUUUGGAAUUCAAAAUGUGACCCACCAGAACAGUAUGAAUUCAAUCGAUUAGUAUUUGGAGUAAAUGCGUCUCCUUUUUUAGCUCAAUUUGUAGCUCAAGAAAAUGCAAAAGCUUUUAAAGAACAGUUUCCUCGAGCUUCAGAGAGUGUGAUGAAAUCUACAUACAUGGACGAUACAAUGGACUCUGUAGGAAAUGAAAUGAAGCAAUGA
Molecule: messenger RNA, 2673 nt
Organism: Mercenaria mercenaria
Lineage: Eukaryota; Metazoa; Mollusca; Bivalvia; Venerida; Veneridae
Exons: 1
Coding region: 1-2673 (890 amino acids)
Source: RefSeq, a predicted model, not a curated record